ACUUGUGCAAUAGAUAAUAUCUCUAAGAAUUUAAAAGAUGGAAUGUACUUAACUUUGCUAAGGCCAAUUGUCCUGUACGGAACAGAAACAUGGCCUCUGAGAAAGACUGAAGAACGAAGAAUUACAGUAUUUGAGAGAAAAGUACUCAGGAAAAUGUAUGGAGCAUACUUUGAUGUUCUCGCAAAUGAAUGGAGGAAAUUACACAAUGAAGAACUGCAAUCCCUUUUUCAACGACCGGAUAUACUGAAAGAGAUAAAAAAAAAAAGAAGGCUAGUUUGGGCUGGACACGCCUGGAGGAAACAUGACUCAUUAAUAAGAAGAGUAANUACUCAGGAAAAUUUAUGGGGCAUACUUUGAUGUUCUCACAAAUGAAUGGAGGAAAUUACACAAUGAAGAACUGCAAUCCCUUUUUCAACGACCGGAUAUACUGAAAGAGAUAAAAAAAAAAGAAGGCUAGUUUGGGCUGGACAUGCCUGGAGGAAACAUGACUCAUUAAUAAAAAGAGUAAUGGAGGAAAACCCAGUAGGGAGGAGACCUCUUGGAAGACCACGUCUAAGAUGGGAGGAUUGCGUUAGGAGAGACACUGAAACAGUGGAGCCGGAGUGUCAUUGGCAGGAAGUAGCAGAAGAUAGGGAUAGGUGGCAGUGUGUUUAUCUAGAGGUAUGGUCUUGAAUGGCCGAAACCAAGAAAGAAGNGACACUGAAACAGUGGAGCCGGAGUGUCAUUGGCAGGAAGUAGCAGAGGAUAGGGAUUGGUGGUAGUAUGUUUAUCUAGAGGUAUGGUCUUGAAUGGCCGAAACCAAGAAAGAAGAAGAAGAAGAUGGUCUUUUAUUUUCUAAAAUUCGUUGAAGUUUUUACAAGCAUAAAUAUCAUUGAGGUUUAUAUUAUAUUUUAAUAAGUAAUUUGAGCAAAUAAAAUGACAAGGAUUUUCUUUUCUAUAAGUUCAUAUCAUAUAAUAAUAUUAUCAUAAUUUGUGGACUGUGGUUACUACUCAUAAACUUCAAUAAUAUUCACAUUUGAAAAAAAUUAAAAAAAAUAAAAGACCAUACCUAAAUAAGUUAGUUUCUCAACCACUAACAAAUUAACAUUUUUUAAAAUGAAAAUUUUACUAAAAUUUAAAAAUUUGUAACAACUGAAACUUCAGUUAUUGUAUAUUUUCUUUUAUUGUUUUAUUUUUAGGAAACAGAUAAAAGUAUUUCAACGAAAACUAUUGAUUCUGCAAUAAAAGACAGUUCAGUGAACAGUACAAGUUUAUCUAAUAAAUCAUAUUGUUCUCCUGAUUUAUCUAAGAAUGAACAUAAAACAUCCAUUAUCGAAAAUAAUAAACAUAGCAAUUCCUCAUCGAAUACAGUAGGCAUUUUUCUUAAAUUUUUACUUUGUUGUAUAACUUUAUUAUUUAUGAUUUAUAACUUUAGGAUACUAAACAGCAAUCAUUAGAUAAACAGGAAUUUAAAAGGUUUGUAUAUUUUUCUAUUCAUACUAUUAUUACUAAAGAAAUACAGAAAUACUUUGUACUAUGGGUGAACCACUGUUGUAAAUGAGUACCUAUUAAAUAAAAAUUACGUAAGAAGCUCGAAAAAUUAAAAUGUCUAUAAAUAGCUCAAAAAUAAUUCUAAUGUUUUCCAAAUCUCAUCACGUCUAGAAAAGGAAAUAUAAGAAAUUUCAAGUUUAUAAACAUUUUAAGCUGAAUUACAAUACAAAAUUGAAAUUAAUAAAAACAUUAUUUUUGUAAAUUUUCCAGUUCUUCUCAAUUAUUAUAUUGUUGGAAAAUCAAAAAAUAUCCUUCCUAAAUUUCUAACUAGACAAAAUUCCCUUUUAGAAACUUACACUUGAUAAUUGGAGCAAAAUUUCUGAUAGAAUUUGUUUACACAGUGUACAAAAAAAAAAAAAAUUAACAUCAUUGUAAAACCAAUACAAUCCUUGCUCCGCUCAGAAUCUAAAAUGUUUAAUUUUUAGUUCAAUAUAUUAAUUUUAGAACUAUGGAACAGUUACAGCAAGAUUUAUCUACACCCAAAGAACAAGAAAUUCUACCAUUGAGAUCUGAUUCUGAGAGUCAGGAUGAUCAUGCAA
Cinara cedri is the source of this 2069-nucleotide messenger RNA. Lineage: Eukaryota; Metazoa; Arthropoda; Insecta; Hemiptera; Aphididae. The record is from the annotation of a GenBank genome assembly.